Messenger RNA from Anolis sagrei ordinatus, 2372 nucleotides. It is a transcript of the gene DARS2, whose product is annotated as aspartyl-tRNA synthetase 2, mitochondrial. Gene Ontology annotation, biological process: aspartyl-tRNA aminoacylation. Gene Ontology annotation, molecular function: aspartate-tRNA ligase activity; nucleic acid binding; ATP binding. The record is from RefSeq and is a predicted model, not a curated record. Gene Ontology annotation, cellular component: cytoplasm. Lineage: Eukaryota; Metazoa; Chordata; Lepidosauria; Squamata; Anolidae.
AGUGAGGGAAGGAAGGCGUCUCAGCCAUGUUAGUUAUGGUAGUUGGAAGUAUCGCGGGAGUCCCCAGACUAAGGAGAGCGAGGCGUGUGAGGGCGAUAGACAGUCGCGGAGGAGGAGGAGGCCAUGCGGUGGCUGCGCGGCUUGUGCGCCCUGUGGCCGAGGCGGCUCCUCCGCGCGGCGCUUAAGGCUCAACACAGGCCUCUCUCGGGCUCCGUGGCGCUCGAAGCAGAUGUUAAUAGUUUUGUUUCCCGAACUAAAACAUGUGGGGAACUGCGCUCUAUUCAUAUAGGUCAAGAAGUUACCCUUUGUGGAUGGAUUCAAUAUCAGAGACAGGGGCAGUUUGUUAUUUUGAGAGACUUCCAGGGACUCACACAGAUUGUUAUACCUCAAGAUGAGGCUGCUUCUCAUGUAAAGAAAAUUUUGUGUGAUGUUCCUGUUGAAUCUGUCGUGAAAGUGACUGGGACUGUGAUGUCCCGGCCUCCAGGACAGACAAAUCCCAACAUGCCAACGGGUGAUAUAGAAGUGAAAGUGGAAACAGCAGAGGUCCUAAAUUCCUGUAAGAAACUACCCUUUGAAAUGAAGGACUUCACCAAGAAAACUGAGGCUUUGCGAAUGCAGUAUCGCUAUUUGGAUAUUCGUAGUGCCCAGAUGCAAUACAAUCUACGGCUGAGAUCCCAGAUGGUGAUGAAAAUGAGAGAAUAUCUCUGCAACUAUUAUGGGUUUGUAGAUGUGGAAACUCCAACAUUGUUUAAGAAGACUCCAGGGGGUGCAAAAGAAUUUGUGGUGCCUUCACGGGAGGCUGGGAAAUUUUAUUCAUUGCCUCAGAGUCCUCAACAGUUUAAGCAGCUGCUGAUGGUUGGUGGUCUGGACAGGUAUUUCCAAGUUGCCCGCUGCUAUCGAGAUGAAGGUUCAAAGCCAGACAGACAGCCUGAAUUUACUCAGGUUGAUAUUGAGAUGUCAUUUGUAGACCAACCUGGGAUUCAAGCUUUAGUAGAAGGAUUGCUCCAGUAUUCCUGGCCUCUGGAAAAGGGGCCCCUCGAUACACCUUUCCCUUCAAUUAGCUAUAAUGAGGCACUGUCUGUCUAUGGGACUGAUAAACCAGACACUCGUUUUGCAAUGAAGAUUACUGAUGUCAGUGAUGUACUCAGGAAGGUGCAAAUUGAAUUUUUAGAGAACUACCUCAGUGAACCCCAGGGCACCAUCAGAGCCAUUUGCAUACCCCAAGGAGUGAAAUACCUACAUGAUAAAGACUUGUCAAGGUUAAAUGAAAUGACAAAAUCCCAGUUUAACCAGGCAUUAUUGCCCUUGAUUUUGAGGCCUGAUGGGAGAUUGAAGUCUCGACUUGCUAAAUUCCUGAAUGAGAGUCAAAAAUUGGAGCUCCUCCAAGCAGUUCAGGCCAAUGUGGAUGAUGUGGUGGUGCUGGCAGCUGGAGAACAGGAGAAGGUGUGCUUGACAUUAGGGAAAGUGCGGCUGGAGAUUGCUGAUCUGCUGGAAGCGAGAGGCCUGCCACUCCGGAAACCUUCUGCCUUUCACUUUUUGUGGGUUGUAGAUUUCCCCCUUUUUCUCCCGAAAGAAGAUAGCCCUUCAGAACUUGAGUCUGCUCACCAUCCUUUCACUGCCCCUCACCCCUGUGAUGAACAUCUUCUCUACACAGAGCCUUCAAAGGUGCGUGGUCAGCACUAUGAUUUAGUCCUAAAUGGUAGUGAGAUUGGAGGUGGCUCCAUUCGAAUUCACAAUGCAAAGCAGCAAUGCUUCAUCCUUGAGAAAGUGUUGAAGGAGGACACAAAACCGCUUGCUCAUCUUCUUGAAGCUCUAGAUAGUGGAGCACCGCCUCAUGGUGGAAUUGCAUUAGGGCUUGAUAGACUGAUCUGCCUCAUAGUUGGAGCUGGAAGUAUUCGAGAUGUUAUUGCUUUCCCCAAAUCCUUCAAGGGAAGAGACUUGAUGAGCAAUGCUCCAGAUCACGUUAGUCCAGAGGAACUUAAGCCGUACCAUAUUCAGGUUACAUGGCCUUCAACUCAAGCUCAGGAAUGACAAUAGCCUAGUGGAUAUCUAUAACUGGUGGAAAGAUGGAUUUAUCCUAUUUAUUACUAGACCACUAAUGCACCUUCUUUGAUUAACUGUGCUCUCCCCUCCUACCCAUCACUCCCUAAAGAAGGAAGAAAUGUAUUUUCUCAAAAACAUUGGUUUGCAUAAAGUUGCAAUCUGUUGUAGAAACUAAAUCGUGUAUAUAUAUGGAGUCUUCCAAGAAUUGAACUGACGUUUGCUUUACUGGAUGAUCAUGAUUAAAGCCUAAACUAUGUUGCCUAUGAUAAAUUAAAACUUGAGACAAAUGAAAAGCAUCACAAGUAGUUGCCUGGACUACCAAUUCUAUU